CUUCGCCUCGAAGACGAGAAACAUCAUGGCGGAUCCGCUGCCAACGCAUGCCGCGCAUACAAGCAGCAGUAAUUCGAGACUUCCGUCUCCGUGCGUAUUGCCUGGUGAGCGCAGUCAUUAUCCUGUGAAUAUAGCGGUGGACUUCACUCAAUUGCGGGUACGCAGAAGCAAAUUGAAGUUGCGCAGCCCUCAACUCUCUUUGCGACGGAAAACAGUGCUACAAUGGCACGAAGUAGACUCUAACGAUGUUGUUGCAACUUUUGCAAUGGUAUAACUGCGUGCUACGCGUCGGAUUGCUGAAAGCCCAACGCAUUGCGGCGAUACAUGGUAUUUCAUGGCAUCCCGGAGACGCCAGGUAGCUCGAAGGAGCAGCUAGCAGUUGCUGUUGCUAGACACUUCAACGAGGAAUGCAAGCAGGCGGACGAAAGCUCCAGCAUUACAUCAUUCGUCUCUUAUCUUACGGGGUCAAACGACACUGUGGAGGCAGCAGAGUUGCUACGAGCACGACCUUUUCACCGAUUGAAGCGCAAAAAGCAGAACUAUGACGACGACGAUGAUAAAGAAAAUCAGAGGCGACAGGGGAAAUACCACAGCACUGAAGAUGAUGAAGCCGUGUUGGCCGAAGAUGAUGUGGAUCAUCUGUACGACUUCGACGAGCAGGGGCUUCGUGAUGAGAUGCGUCCGCUUGAAGUCAAAAUGCGGCGGUCAGCAGACGACGACAAGAAAUCUCGUGGUGGAAAUGGUCGUGGAAGGGCAGAUAGUGGGGACGCGGGAGUUGUGCAGAAGAAAAAGAAACGAAAAGGACGACUGUACUGCAUUUGCAAGGGCGCCAGCUUCGGUAACAUGAUUGCAUGCGACAACAAACGGUGCCUUGAUCGGUCGAACUGGUACCACAUGGGCUGUGUGGACCUUGAUCCGCUCGAAAACCCACCCGAGACAUGGUACUGUCCAGCUUGUCAGGAGAAUGACUCCGCAGAUAUCCCAGAGAAUCAAUAUCGAAAACCCGUCGCCAGCGUCACGUACGGUGAUAUGAUUUCGCAUGCGCUGACUGUUUUGCCUAAUGGAAAAGGUUCUUUCAAGGAGAUCUGUGACUUCGUGGAGACCGAGUACCAGAGCCAACUCAACUGGAAGCUGGAAAGGUACAAUGAUCAACGCAAGUCCCCCGUUUGGAAAUCCUCAGUGCGCAAGAUCCUUUUCUCCAACGUCCGCUUUCGGAAACACCCAGCUGACAAAGGCGUGUUCUGCUUGGCUGCGUAA
Phytophthora infestans T30-4 is the source of this 1257-nucleotide messenger RNA. RefSeq lists its product as uncharacterized. Lineage: Eukaryota; Oomycota; Peronosporomycetes; Peronosporales; Peronosporaceae. The record is from RefSeq and is a predicted model, not a curated record. The coding region runs from base 325 to 1257 and encodes 310 amino acids. The transcript is spliced from 6 exons.